CCUCUCUUUCGUCCUUUCAUGUGUUCAUUGACUUUGUUCUUGCUUUGGUUCCUCUGAUCUCCGUCCUCCAUUGCCUCCUUAGGAAAUUGUCUUCCACGGCCUUGUUCCCCACCGGAUCUGGUGGGAGUGCUCGCCGCUCCAUACUUAAAUACCCGUCAUUCCCAUUGGCAUCCCUUCUUCAUCACACACAAUCUUCUCCUCCUUUUACAGCAUAAUAUCUACCUCUGUACAGGAUUCUCAUUCUCUCGUCUUCACAUUUAAUUCUCGUUCAAUUCUCGCAAUCAUGAAGUUCAUCGCUUCUCUCGCUCUGCUCGUCUCCGCUGUUGCGGCCAGCCCCAUCCAAGCUCGCGACACCGCUAAGAGCUUCUACCUCAAGACCUCCGGCGCUGCCAACGACGCUCACAACAACCUCUACGUCUACGCCUAUCACACCGGCGCCGGCUUCAAUGAUGCCGUGCUCACCUCGGACACUUCCAAAGCCAGAGCUGUUACUCUGAACGGCACAAACGCUCAGUUCGACUUGGGCACCACUUUCCCCUGGGGUUUCAAGAUGGGUGCCAACACCAACUAUGCUUCAUGGGAACCCGUCCAGAUCAAUGUCGGUUACGGUGACGAAGGUUUCUCGGUCGACGGUACGAGUCUUCAGUGGUCGGAGCAGAACGGUUUCGGCGGCUGGUUGGUCUGCGACUGGUACCACAACGCUCCUCAGCUCUUCUGGCUCUACCAGUACCUGCCGGCCACGAUCCCUUCCUCCUGCGACAAGGUCGACCUCACCGUUGAAUAUACCUCCUAGACAAGGCACGAGGGGGGUAUUUUGCUUUUACCACCACCACAACGAGGCCUCGUGGUUGAUGAAUCAUACGACGCAAAGAUAAAGAUCCGGAGAACUAUUCGCCUCCUCCCCGCCAGCUUGACGCUUACAAGAUCUGUAUCAGUACGACGACGGUUAAGACUUUUCGCCCUGAUGUUAAUGCUAAAUAAUCGUAAUAAUGACCUGCGAAGGAUGAUGAUGGGAAGCCAAUGUAUCUAUGUGUGAUUCGUGCGAUAGCGUUCUGCUUUUUAUUGAGUUCUAGCUAUCGAUGAUUGAGGGACAGUGAGAAAUAUAUACCGAG
Aspergillus aculeatus ATCC 16872 is the source of this 1112-nucleotide messenger RNA. RefSeq lists its product as uncharacterized. NCBI's taxonomy places the organism in Eukaryota, Fungi, Ascomycota, Eurotiomycetes, Eurotiales, Aspergillaceae. Bases 284 to 793 code for a protein of 169 amino acids. The record is from RefSeq and is a predicted model, not a curated record. The transcript is spliced from 3 exons.